AAAUUCUCGAAAAUUUUAGGAUAUAUUGCCAAAAUACGUGUGUUUUAGUGAGUAUAAAUACUUUUAGUUCGUUAAUGAAGAUACAUGAAUGUAUAGAGUCACUGAAAAUUGACACUUUUAAUGAACACAACGCUGAAGUAGUCGAGAAAACUGGGAUAACACUGUACUUCCGGUCAUAAAAUCGACGAAAAUGGGGCCGGUGAAAAAUGGUGUCGUCAAAACCGUCUCAAGGAGCAACGCAAAGACUGCAAAUAAGACGAAUAAUGGCUAUAUAUCUAAACCAACUAUGGAUAAAGCUACCAAGGUCCCGUCGACUGCUAUGGAAGAGGCUCUCCGAGGCUGCUCCCACCGAGGGGGAACUCCCCCUCGGCCGGUCCAGACUCGGGCAGCCCCCAUCGCAUCGAGGGCCGAGGUGGGAAGUUCUAUUUCCAGGGAAAACAACACAUCGGAUGUUAUAGUCAUGCAGCAUGUUAGUCAGACCCAGGGUGAGCAGCCAGCAGUACAAAGGGAUGCUUUGGCACAUAUCAUGGACAUGUUUAGCUCAAUCCAGCAAGGUCAACAGACAAUAAAAUCGUCUAUACAAAAUGUCUAUGACGAAAUAGCGGCUCAAGAAGUCAGACUCAUGCAGCGUAUUGAGGAAAAACUUUCUGUAACGACCGAUGAUAUCAAAAUACAGGUUGAAACGGUACGUAGUGAUCUUCAGUCACAGAUCAAUAAACUUGAAUCAGCCAAUAAUGCAUCAAAUAGUGCCAUAGACAUGUGUGAUAUUGUUAUAAAAAACAUUGAGGAAUCUGAAAAUGAAAAUUGUGAAC
Messenger RNA from Owenia fusiformis, 812 nucleotides. The record is from the annotation of a GenBank genome assembly. NCBI's taxonomy places the organism in Eukaryota, Metazoa, Annelida, Polychaeta, Sabellida, Oweniidae.